AGAUUUCACUCUCUUCGUCUUCCUCUUCUUACAGAAACUGUUUAGAUCUUCCCAUAACCGAUCACUCACUUCUAACUCCACCUCGAAACCUCCGUCUCAAAAUGAUUGGUUAUACUCCUUCUCAGUUUCACUUCCACUACCUCCUAAUGCAUCUCUCCCUCGUCAUCACCUUGACAUCUGCGCAGUUCGGUGGACAGGCGUCAGAGACGGAUCUCUGGUGCGUGGCGAAGAACAACGCAGAAGAUUCGUCUCUUCAAGCAGCCAUUGACUGGGCUUGUGGUCCCGGUGGCACCGACUGCGCCGGGAUCCAGCAAGGUGGGCCUUGCUACGAUCCGUCAGAUAUAGUGAAAACGGCGUCGUAUGUUUUUAAUAGCUAUUACCUGAAGAAUGGUCCCGAAGAUGAAGCUUGCAACUUUAGUAACAGUGCAGCUGUUACUUCCCUUAAUCCUAGUCAAGGAACAUGCAAACUCCCUUCAAGUAAGAGAGUUAGCAAUGGCAAUAUCGUGGAUGCUGCUACCACUUCAACGCAGGGAACAAGUACACAAGAAUCCUCAGAUUUUAACCGAGCGGGACGGAUCUUCAGCAGCAUCUGGUCGUUGCCUUUCAUCAUUCUAGGCCUUGUUAUGAUCAAUCAUCAUUUUUAACAACCACAUGGUUAUUGAAUUGAAGCUAACCCUUUUUUGUAUCAAGAUGUAUCUUUUUACCAGCAUAUAAAUAUUGUUCCGUUACACAAAAAA
This is a messenger RNA of Brassica rapa (field mustard), 737 nucleotides long. RefSeq names its product PLASMODESMATA CALLOSE-BINDING PROTEIN 5. Lineage: Eukaryota; Viridiplantae; Streptophyta; Magnoliopsida; Brassicales; Brassicaceae. The record is from RefSeq and is a predicted model, not a curated record.